Messenger RNA from Ilex paraguariensis (yerba mate), 804 nucleotides. NCBI's taxonomy places the organism in Eukaryota, Viridiplantae, Streptophyta, Magnoliopsida, Aquifoliales, Aquifoliaceae. The record is from the annotation of a GenBank genome assembly.
AUGACCAUGAACUCAGACCAAAAGCCAAAAAAAAUUCUCCACCACCAAAAAAGUAGGAUCCAAAAACUGAAACUAGUUGGGAAGAUAGGAGUGACGGGAGACGACAAAGGGGGUCAGAGUACUGAGUGUCCCACAGUCAGAGAAAGGCAGACAAACAUUAAUAUUGCACAUGGGAGAAAGAUCUCAGUCAUCCUUGCAUCAGAAGCUGCGAAGAUGGACCAGAUUAACAGAGCUCAAGGAGAAGCAGAAGCCAUCCUUGCAAUAGCGCAAGCAACUUCCAAAGGAAUUGCUAUGGUAUCACAGACACUUAAGGAACAUGGGAGCAUGGAGGCUGCAUGUUUGAGAAUUGCUGAGCAGUAUAUUCAAGCCUUCAGCAAGAUUGCAGAGAAGGGCACAAUAUUGCUUCCUACUAGUGCUUCCGAUCUUGCCAGCACGAUAGCUCAAGUGGUCAGCAUAUACAAAUUCUCGGGACGCACUCAGAAAAAGAUCCCACAGCCAGAGAAAAAGAUCCCACAGCCAGAGGUUGCGCUUCUAGAAAUAGGUAGCAUCAAGGUUGAUUCAGACACUAAGAAUAAGACCCCACAGCCAUUAAAGGAGGAUAAGUCCAAGGUUGACUCACAGCCAGAGGUUAAGUCCAAGGUUGAUUCUCCAUCAUAUGAUAAGACCCGACAGUUAGUAAAGGAGCUUACCCAGAUCUUGGUGAACCUUCUCUUUCCCGAAAUGGAGAGCAACGAAGUGACGAACGAAGAGCCUUUAGAUGCAUCUCAUGAACUGAAUGGAGAGAAGCCCGAAAGAGGAGAAUAA